This is a messenger RNA of Pogonomyrmex barbatus (red harvester ant), 1812 nucleotides long. RefSeq names its product signal recognition particle 68 (gene Srp68). Gene Ontology annotation, biological process: SRP-dependent cotranslational protein targeting to membrane. Gene Ontology annotation, molecular function: 7S RNA binding; signal recognition particle binding; endoplasmic reticulum signal sequence receptor activity. Lineage: Eukaryota; Metazoa; Arthropoda; Insecta; Hymenoptera; Formicidae. The record is from RefSeq and is a predicted model, not a curated record. Gene Ontology annotation, cellular component: signal recognition particle, endoplasmic reticulum targeting.
ACGUGAACACACACACAUACACACGCAUACACAUAUUUUCUUUCAUGGGAAUCGUGCGAGUGCGUGAUUGAGGAAGAAUGGUUGAGGAAAAAACGGAUCUUUCGAAGGAGAAUCAGAUGCAGAAUGGAGCGAAAGAGCUGAAGACGUAUUCCUUGGAGAUUCUGAAAAUAAUCAAGGAAGCGCAACAACAACAUGGGUUGAGGCAUAGUGAUUACCAGCGAUAUCGCGGUUAUUGCUCAAGAAGGCUUAGAAGGCUAAGGAAGGUGUUGAAGGUACCGCAAGGUGAUAGACGUCAUUUUAAGAGAAAGGAUAUUACGGCAACUAUGGUCAGUGAAGACAAGUUUCUGCAAGUGCCCUUGAUUAUGGCUGAGCGAGCAUGGAGCUUUGCGAUGCAGCUGCGCCAAGAGUCUAACACGGAACCGAGAAAGAAGUUUCAUCUGAUAUCAAGAUUGAAGAAAGCAGCCGCAUACUCCUUACAGUUACAGGAGUUAAUAGAAGCGCGUGUUGAGGAGUUAGCUCCUAGUCUCAGAUAUUGCGCUUAUAACAUUGGAGACAUUAGCGCUAUGGACGAUCUAAUGCAGAUGCGCGGGCAAUUGAGUGGCGAGUUGAUGGCAAGUUUGGAUUCUUUAAUCGCUCAGACGCGAGAAAAACAAGCUAACAUCGAGGAAGUAACAUGGUGUGGAAAAUCUUGCGGCACGGUGCCGCCGCGAGCGGCUGGUCUAAUCAUCGCGGAUUCCAGAUUGAAUCAAGCUCUGGAGAAGGCUGCCACUAAUCAAGCAAAGAUCGAUCUAUUGGAGGCACAUUUGAUAGAUUGCAAGGACGCUCUGUUGGCGGUGCGUGAUCACUUCAAGAACGAGUUGAAGAAUAAGGAGGACAAGUGGUCGGCACCACAGCAUUUGAUCAAUUAUUUGCAAUAUAUUCGAUUGUCUCGCACGCUGGAACGCAAUCUGGCAUUGGUAAAGGCGGCCGAGGAAUCGGAGAAAGCUAAGCCGCAAGAUAUAGUGCGUCUGUACGAGGCGGCGUUACAUAAUCUUGUGGAGAUAUCUCAGUUGCAAGACGAUGCAGAAUUCUUGGAGGAACAAGAAGCAAAAACGAAGUGUUACAGGGCCUUCAGAUGUUUUUAUAUGGCACAGAGUCUCGCCAAUUUGCAUCGUUGGCGCGAAGCUAUGGCUUUAUAUCAGAGGUCGCUGCAACAUGUUAAAGAUGCAUUUAAAUAUGACAAGAUUCUUCCAGUUCCUCUGAAGGAAGCUUUAUGCAAUUUGGAAACUUCCGUGGAGGCUGCACAGUAUGCCGCUCAUGCCUACAGCGUUCUAGAAGAUGGUCAGGAGGAGGAGAGUGGAACCAGUAAGCUUGCCAAGAGCAAGAAACCGUUAUACGAACGUUUGCACGAAUACAGGGAGGAUCCAGCGCUUCUGACGAAGCAACCGAACGUCUACAAACUGCCACCACCGAUGCGCAGUAUUCCCUGCAAACCUCUUUUCUUUGAUUUGGCCUUCAACAUGGUCGAGUUCCCUGAUCUAUCGCACAAAAUGGGCGAUCAGGCCAAGAAAGGACAGGCUGGACUCACCGGUUUUGUCAAAGGUCUUUGGGGUUGGGGUAACAAAUGAAUAUUUUAUACAUAGCUUUAAACAUUUGAUAUGCAAAAGAACUUUAGAUACAUUGUACAGACAGUAUUGUCAUGGCACUGUAUAUUCCUGUGUCUCUGCAAUAUGGUGCAAUCAUAUUGGUCUCAAAAAUAUUUUAUUCUAGUGCAAGUUGAAUUUGCAUCAUGCCAAUAUUAUUGAAGGAAAGAAAUAAAAUGGAACACUUGUA